Archocentrus centrarchus (flier cichlid) is the source of this 1482-nucleotide messenger RNA. It is a transcript of the gene mocs3, whose product is annotated as molybdenum cofactor synthesis 3. Lineage: Eukaryota; Metazoa; Chordata; Actinopteri; Cichliformes; Cichlidae. Gene Ontology annotation, cellular component: cytosol; cytoplasm. Gene Ontology annotation, molecular function: adenylyltransferase activity; URM1 activating enzyme activity; thiosulfate-cyanide sulfurtransferase activity. Gene Ontology annotation, biological process: tRNA wobble position uridine thiolation; protein urmylation. The coding region runs from base 55 to 1434 and encodes 459 amino acids. The record is from RefSeq and is a predicted model, not a curated record. The transcript is spliced from 13 exons.
GUUCAGCCUGUGAACAUCUCCGUCCGGAGUGGCUGUGUGAAUCUUGUAAGUGCGAUGGCGCAGGAGGUGCGCAGCCUGAAGGCGCAGCUCAGCGACAAAGAAAAGGAGAUCGCCGCUCUGAAGAGUAAACUGGCACACCUGGAAAAGAGCCACGCUUCAUCACUGGAGCUGCGUCACGAAGUGACGGCCCUGACCCCGCUCACAGGCAGACCGGCCCUCAGCAAUGAGGACAUCAUGCGGUACAGUCGACAGCUCCUCCUGCCCCAGCUUGGUGUGCAAGGUCAGCUGAAUCUGUCCAGGACAUCAGUGCUGGUUGUGGGCUGUGGAGGGCUGGGCUGCCCCCUGGCGCAGUAUCUUGCAGCAGCAGGCAUUGGUCGCCUCGGCCUGCUGGACUACGAUGAAGUGGAACUUAGUAACCUGCAUAGACAGGUGCUUCAUGGGGAGGAGAACCAGGGCCAGGCCAAGGCUCUGUCUGCUGCCAGUGCAGUUCAGAGGUUAAAUUCCACCGUGGAGUGCAUUCCCUACUGCCUGCAGCUCUCACCAGAAAAUGCCCUGCAACUUAUUCAGCAAUAUGACAUUGUGGCCGAUUGCUCAGACAACGUCCCCACUCGUUAUCUGGUAAAUGACGCCUGCGUACUCAGCGGCAAACCUCUGGUGUCAGCAAGCGCCUUACGAAUGGAAGGGCAGUUGACUGUGUAUAACUACCGCGGAGGCCCCUGCUACAGAUGUCUGUAUCCAGUACCCCCGCCCCCAGAGACAGUGACCAACUGUUCUGAUGGAGGGGUGUUAGGAGUGGUUCCAGGGAUAAUGGGCUGCUUCCAAGCUUUGGAAGUCCUAAAGAUCGCCUCUGGAAAGAGCUCUUCCUGCGGUCAGCAGCUGGUGAUGUUCGAUGCCGAAGAUGCCAGAUUCCGGUCGAUCAGGCUGCGGCCGAAGCAGGCCGGCUGCGCGGCGUGUGGAGAAAACCCCAGCGUGACCCGGCUGCUGGACUAUGAAGCUUUCUGUGGGUCUGCUGCCACAGAUAAGUGCCGCAAACUAAACGUCCUGUCCGAGCAUCAGAGGAUCACAGUGCAGGAUUAUAAAUCAAUAAUGGACAGCGCAGAACCCCAUCUCCUGCUGGACGUACGCCCUCUUGUGGAGGUGGAUAUAUGCCGCUUACCCUUCUCUCUCAAUAUUCCACUCUCUAGUCUGCAGGAGAGGAAGCCGGAACAUCUCCAGUUACUCCAGGAGAGAAUCAGCCAGUUGAAGCAGCAGAUGGCAGGUGACUGCCGGCCGCCAGUUUAUGUGAUCUGCAAGCAGGGGAACGAUUCCCAGAAGGCCGUGCAGAUUCUGGAGAGGCUGAGUGGAUCAGAAGUGGACCGUGUGACCGUGAAAGACAUCAGUGGGGGCCUCAUGGCGUGGGCAAGGAGAAUAGAGCACACAUUUCCACAGUAUUAAUGCAUUAAAAAUGUUUUUUAUUGUUAAUAAAUGCUUUUUUAAACUGAG